ACAACGCUUCGCAGCAGUAGCAGCACGCGCUUCACGGCAGCGGAGCAGCACACGUGUGUGUGGUCGGACGUUCAUGUUUUAAUUAACAGAUAGGAUGCAGGUGUGCGUUUCCAGCGAGCACGUUUUAACCCGGCUUUGAACGCGCCCUCGGCCGUUCAUCGUGACUCUUAUUAGCUUCUCCAAGACGACUUGUCAGGUGCAAGAUGUUCGUGUGGUUUUGUGUUGUCGCGUGUGCUUCGGCCGCUUCCCUGGUAAGCGGCGAGAAAGUGAAGACUGGUCAGCCACACAAAGUCCCGGUAAACGGCACCAAGGUUUUGAGGGCGGCCCACUUUGCUGUGGUUGAAUUCAACAGGGCCAAUGCAGAAGAGCAGUUUGCUUACAAAACUGUGAACAUCACGUCGGCGAAGAUUCAGAUCGUCGCAGGUAUAAACUACAUCAUGGAAAUGCUGCUGGGACGUACGAUGUGCAAGAGGAUCUACACUGCUGACGGUGAACCAUGUGUUUUCCACUCUGAGCCCAAGGAACUUCAGUGCCGCUUCAUCGUAACAGAAAUCCCCUGGGAGGGUUCUUGUGUACUUACUUUAAAUAAGUGUCAUCCAUCUAAUCAUUGACAGCUAUUCUGAUUGCUG
Cyclopterus lumpus (lumpfish) is the source of this 629-nucleotide messenger RNA. RefSeq names its product cystatin-like. Gene Ontology annotation, molecular function: cysteine-type endopeptidase inhibitor activity. Bases 204 to 611 code for a protein of 135 amino acids. The record is from RefSeq and is a predicted model, not a curated record. The transcript has 3 exons. NCBI's taxonomy places the organism in Eukaryota, Metazoa, Chordata, Actinopteri, Perciformes, Cyclopteridae.